Molecule: messenger RNA, 2186 nt
Organism: Nerophis lumbriciformis (worm pipefish)
Lineage: Eukaryota; Metazoa; Chordata; Actinopteri; Syngnathiformes; Syngnathidae
Product: thrombomodulin-like
Cellular component (GO): membrane
Molecular function (GO): calcium ion binding; transmembrane signaling receptor activity
Source: RefSeq, a predicted model, not a curated record
AUAAAUGGCGGCUGGGAGCUUUUAUUGUGGAGCAGCCUCCAGUCCGGACUCUUCAUCCUCAUCCUCUUCAUCAUGAUCGCCUUCCUCACGUGCGCACUUUUCCUCUACGGGCUGCAGAAAAGCGCGCACUGCCAGCGCGGACUUUGUUCCGGUAGCCGGUGUUUCGCGCUCUUUCGGGACACCGCGGACUUCCGCGUAGCGCGGGAAAGUUGCCGCAACGUCAGCGGGACUUUGCUGCCGCCGACAUCUGUGGACGAGGACGUCGGGAGCGUCUUGAGGCGCGCCGCCGGCGGCACUUUUUGGCUGGGGGGGCAGAACGCGCCCCACUGCUCGUCGGUGUCCGUGACGCUUGGCGGGAAGUUGGCGUUCCAAAGUUCGCCCUGCGUAACCCAGCUGAGCGGAUUCGUGUGCACCUACGCCGUGGAGGAGCCCUGCAAUGACGUCACGACGGCGGCGGGCGCCGCAGCGACGUACACGGCGCCGAUGGACAUCGCGCUGAACCACACUUUCCCGCAGGGAACUAUCGCAGUGGCGGGAAAAAGCGGCGCGCGCCACCCGGACUCCAAGCAUCUGUGCUUUGGCCGCACGUGGCUCCGCGCGCCCUGGAACUGCGAGGUGCUGCGCGGCGGCUGCGAGCACGGCUGCAACGUCACUUCCGGGUCGUGCGCGUGUCCGCCAGGACAACAUCUGCACGCCAACCUCAUCACCUGCGUGACGUCACGGCAGAACGGCAGCUGCCCCGCCGGGUACGAGCCCACCCGCGAAGGCGGCUGCGUGCGCGUGGACGCGUGCGCGCUCCACGAGCCCUGCACGGGCGAGGGCGAAGAGUGCGUGAGCACCCGCGACGGGUUCGAGUGCACGUGCACAGACGGUUGGGUGGAGGAGGACGGCGUGUGCGUGGACAUGCGCGUGUGUGAGAAGUGCGAGCACAUGAUGUGCGUCAAGUUCGAGGGCGUGUACGCGUGCGCGUGCCGUGAGGGCUACAGGGUGUCCGAGCGCGACCCCGCCAGGUGCGACCUGCACUGUGAGCAGCAAGACUGUCCCGCCGAGUGCGUGCACGAGCACGAGUGCUUCUGUCCCGAGGGCUACAUCCAGGACGUGCGCCGCAACAACACUCCGUACUGCACCGACAUCAACGAGUGUGAGAUCCAGCUGCAGUGCGCUCACACCUGCACCAACAAUUUCGGCAGCUUCUGGUGCUCCUGCAACGAAGGCUACACCUUGUUUGACGGCUACAUGUGCGUGCACGUGCACGACUACGACUCGCCCGUCACCCGCCAGAGUCCCACGCCUGCUGGCGCGCGGCCCGUCGCACUUCCGCCCUACGUGAAGACUGGAAGCGUUCUGGGCAUCGGAGUGUUCGUGCUGCUGGCUUUGGGCUCCGUCUACUUCCUGGUCAAGCGCCUCAACAAACGCUGCGGAAGUCUGCAAGUUUCCUCCAUCAAGAGGCCGCGCGUGGACAUUUUCUACCUGCAGCAGGUGAGCACGGAGACCUACAAGAAACUCUCGUGGGACAAAAGCGAGCUGCAAAGACUUUAGUGCGCAACGAGAGUGGGACACGUGACUCUCACCGUGUGACCACGUGACUUCCACGCUUCAGACAAAGCGUGUCAGGUUGCUCUCCCUGCUGACAGAUGAUUACUAUUAUUGUUGUUAUUAUUAAUAACAUUUUCAACUGUUACUCCUGGUCACACUUAAAUUGUCCAAAAUCAAACCCAUUUCUCGACCAACUAACAUGUUAGCAUUUUAGCCAAUUUGAUACUCCUAAAAGUCAUAAAUAUUGUGACUUGUCUCGUAGAGACGCAACUCAAAGUCGAUAUUCUUAUUUUCAAAGUCGAUAUUCUUAUUUUCAAAUCAUAAAAACUUGGGAAAAGACACCAUUUCCUAGAAUUUGUUUGCUUUAUUUACUGUUUAUUUUAGUAUUUGCAGUGUUUUGUCUGUCUUUAAAAGCCUGCAAAGAAACUGUCAAUAUUGUAUAUUCCGACAAAAUACUGUAAAAUUUCUGGCAGUGAAAUAUUUAUCAAUUAAGUCACGUGAUCUGAGUGUAUUAUUAAUCAUAUUUAUAUUUUAAUGUGAUGUUUGCAUUUGAUAACUGUAAGAAAGCCCAUGAAUGUAAAAUAUUCAAAGUAUUUGCUGCUACUUGCAUUAUUAUAUUUGUUAAUAAAAGUUACAUUAUUAUAUUUGUC